CUUCUUUACACUCGCACACACUACACACACUACACACACUACACACUCUACACACUCACCCCCACCACCGCCGGCCGCCGGAGCAAAAGCACCAGCCUGAAAAUGGAGACUGCGAGAACCGUGAAAGAUGUUUCACCUCAUGAGUUCGUGAAGGCGUACGCCGCUCAUCUCAAGCGCUCCGGCAAGAUGGAGCUACCACACUGGACUGAUAUUGUCAAGACUGCUACGUUUAAGGAACUUGCACCGUAUGAUCCUGAUUGGUACUACAUCAGAGCUGCAUCCAUGGCAAGGAAGAUUUACUUGAGAGGAGGACUUGGUGUUGGUGCUUUCCAGAGGAUUUAUGGAGGACGCAAGAGAAACGGUAGCGCUCCACCUCACUUCUGCAAGAGCAGCGGUGGUGUUGCUCGUCACAUUCUUCAGCAGUUACAGACCAUGAACAUUGUUGACUUUGACUCCAAGGGUGGAAGGAAGAUUACAUCCAACGGACGAAGAGAUCUUGAUCAGGUUGCAGGAAGAGUAGGCGUUACUGCUUGAUGCAGAUCGUAAUGGACACAUCAAAGUUCAAACACAAGGUUUUAAUUUUAUUUGACUUGGGCCAAGAGUUAGCUUACUGGUAAAUCUGUUUUCUGCCAUGCCUACCAGACAUAAUAUCACCCAUGUUCUCGUUUUUUGGUCGUCUUUGACUUUUGGACAUUGCUCUUUUUUCAGAAAUUAAAUUUCUUGUAUUGAGGUUAUUAAGUUAAGCUUUGACUGUUUUGAUCU
Helianthus annuus (common sunflower) is the source of this 762-nucleotide messenger RNA. Its product is annotated as 40S ribosomal protein S19-3. The coding region runs from base 103 to 534 and encodes 143 amino acids. The record is from RefSeq and is a predicted model, not a curated record. Gene Ontology annotation, biological process: translation; ribosomal small subunit assembly. The transcript has 4 exons. Gene Ontology annotation, molecular function: structural constituent of ribosome; RNA binding. Gene Ontology annotation, cellular component: cytosolic small ribosomal subunit; ribosome. NCBI's taxonomy places the organism in Eukaryota, Viridiplantae, Streptophyta, Magnoliopsida, Asterales, Asteraceae.